GUCGAGCGGAAGAAUCAACAUGUGGUUGAGCUGACUAGAGCAUUAUUGUUAGCUUCCUAUGUCCCAUCUAAGUUCUGGCCUGAGGCUGUUGUCACAACAGUUCAUCUGAUCAAUUAUCAAAUUACUCCUAUGCUUGGUAAUGCGAGUCCUUUCUUUAAGCUGUUUACCCGUCAUCCUGACUAUUUCCGUAAUUCCGUCUUCGUGUGUUUGGAUGUUUAUGCUUUGUGCUUCUUCCAAAACGAGAACGUACAAAGUUGACAUCCAGAACUGCGAAGUACGCAUUUAUGGGUUAUAGCGAUGUUCACAAAGAUUAUCUAUGUUUUGAUCUCGUAGCUCAUCGUAUUCGCAUAGCAAGCAUUGUCGUAUUUUUUUUAGCACAUGAGCCUUUUGAUCUUGUGUCCUCUUCCGAGUCUAUAUUUCCUUUGUCUAGUAAACUUCCUAUGUUCCUUGAUGAUGAUCCAACUGCUGAAGACCUUUUUCCUGAUAUUCCCCCUGACGAUAUGGACUCCCCCAGUACAUCACAAGCCACUUCAUCUACGGCAUCUUCAGGCCACUCGUCCAGUUCCCAUGGGUCGGCCUCUAGUGGCAUUUCCUCUCCAUCUCCUGUCCAGCAGCUUCGGCAGUUUCUUCGCUCCACCAAUGGAGUUCCACCGCCACGCUUUGAUGAUUAUAUGGAGUUAGGAGUUGAUACUUUAGUUGCUCCCACUCGGUACAAGGAUGCUCAAGGCGAUCCGUGGUGGGAGGCAGCAAUGGGGAGUGAAUUUGAUGCACUCCAUGCAAAUCACACUUGGGACGUUGUUGACCGACCUACUCCAGACACUCCUACUGUUGGCAGCCAUUGGGUUUACACGAUUAAGAUGAAUCCAGAUGGGGCUGUUGAACGUUUCAGAGCUAGAAUGGUUGCUUUGGGUUAUACUCAGGAGCACAGGGUAGAUUAUAAUGAGACUUUUGCUCAUGUAGCACGUAUGUCAACUGUUCGCACUCUGCUGGUUGUUGCUUUUAUGAAAAAUUGGUCACUGUCCCAGCUUGAUGUGAAGAACGCCUUCCUGCACGGUGACCUGGAUGAGUUGAUUUACAUGGAAAAAUCUCCAAGAUACAAUGUUGGAAGGCCAGGACAGGUAUGCAGACUCCGUAGAUCCCUGUAUGGAUUGAAACAGGCCCCAGGGCUUGGUUCGGGAAAUUUCAAGGCACUCUGGUUGGUCUUGGGUUCUUUCAAAGUCUCAAUGAUCCUUCAUUGUUCAUCAAGACCACUUCCCGAGGUAUUGUUCUUCUAUUAUUGUAUGUGCCAGAAUUGACAUAUCCGUUGUCAUUAAAUGAAGGCUAUGAGAUUUAGUUGUCUUGAUGCGGUGGGUGAGUGAUUUGCUUUGAAAUAGGUUAUCGACAACUCGCAAUUUGGAGCUUAGCAGCACUUGUAUUGCUCUUUGAUUGCUUGCUUCAAACUCGCAUAAUUCAUCUCAAAAACGAAGCCCCCCUAGAAAGACUAAUUUGGAUGAGUGGGUUAAUGCUAGUGUAGGUGACGGCAAGCCGGGAUUUGCAGUGGCGGAGAUAAUGGCUAAUGGCGGAGAGUUUUUUUUAUGGUUGCGAAGAGUUGAGAGAUGUUGUCAUUCGGGAGUAAAUUGAAAAAAAAUAUAUAUAAACGGGAAAAUUCAGGAAAAUUAAAUACGUUAAAUUGAGUAAGUGACUAAGUGGGUGAGGAGGAGUAAAUUAGACAUUUGACCUCUCACAUAACUGUUAGUUAACGGAAAAUUUGACGGAAUGGUAGAAUUGUGUUAUCAUAAUUAAAGGAUAUGAAAGUGCAAAUGUGCAAUCAUAUAAUAUUAGAUGAUACGUUUAAUUAACUUACAAAAGUAGGGAGGCAUAAUAUAUGCUAUUAAGCCAAAUAAAAUCUACAACAAAAUAUACUAUCGCAACCAAGGUGCCUUCUACCCCGGAUGAAAUUCGGGGUACCACAUACCUUGAGUAUAAAAAUGCUAUCUAGGCUUCGAAUUAGCAGGAUUUUUGGGCAUGAUACUAUACCCUAACCCUUAAUGAGUGAACCGUAGGUACUAAUUAUCUAAAUCAUAAACAAUAAACACUAAGAUGAUGCAUUGAUUUUUUGCCUAUAUUUGAACGAAUCAUAACCGUCGAUUAUUGUUUCUAAUUAAAUUGAUCUUGGGGUGUAAGAUUUAGAGAAUUAAUACCUAGAUUUUGAUUUUUAAGGGUUAGGGUAUAGUAUCAUGUCCGAAAGAUCAGUUAAUUCAAGUUUUGGAUAGCGUUUUCUUAUUCAAAGUAUGCGGUACCCCGAAUUUCACCUUGGGUACUGUAGAACCCCCCUUGCAACCAUAAAAGCAAAACAAAAAUAAAAACAUACAAAGUGCAACAUACAGUCUGUGCAAUUCAUGUGUUGCAAGAAGAAUACAGUUUGAUUUUCUUAUCACAAUCCGCAUAAUCAUUCAAUGAUUCCAAAUUUCAAAUUGGCAAAAUACACUUUCAUAGCCAUAAUUUUUCGAGUUGUGACAAUAAUAGCCCAAUUUUGAU
This is a messenger RNA of Linum trigynum, 2517 nucleotides long. NCBI's taxonomy places the organism in Eukaryota, Viridiplantae, Streptophyta, Magnoliopsida, Malpighiales, Linaceae. The record is from the annotation of a GenBank genome assembly.